GGGCCUUGCGGCCGCCCCGGAAGUGACGCGCUGCCCCGCUGGCCGUGCGGAAGUGGAGAUGGCGGAGCUGUACGUGAAGCCGGGCAACAAGGAGCGCGGCUGGAACGACCCGCCGCAGUUCUCCUAUGGUCUGCAGACCCAGACCGGCGGACCCAAGCGCACGCCGCUCACCAAGAGGGUUGCCGCCCCGCAGGAUGGAUCCCCCAGAGUCCCCACCUCAGAGACUUCUCCUGGGCCAUCCCCAAUGGGGCCUCCACCUCCUUCAAGUAAGGCUUCUGGCCCGCCCCCUAUGGGGAGCUGUCCUGCCUUCAGUGUGGAGCCCACAAAUUCCCCAGUCAUUGAGUCAGAGACUCUCCUAGAAGAGGUGCUGAGACCUUUGGAACAGGCAUUGGAAGACUGCCAGGGCCACACAAAGAAGCAGGUCUGUGAUGACAUCAGCAGACGCCUAGCUCUGCUGCAGGAGCAGUGGGCUGGAGGGAAGCUGUCAACGCCUGUGAAGAAGAGGAUGGCGCUGCUGGUGCAGGAGCUUUCAAGCCACCACUGGGAAGCCGCAGAUGACAUCCACCGCUCACUCAUGGUUGACCAUGUGACUGAAGUCAGUCAGUGGAUGGUAGGAGUUAAAAGAUUAAUUGCGGAAAAGAGAAGUCUGUCUUCAGAGGAGGCCAAUGAAGACAAAUCUACAGCCACAGCUGAGAAAACCCAGAUCGUACCAGGCAUCCAACAGGCUCCAUAAUUCUGCGGGUUCCCCAGACUCAAACCACACCAUCUCCCAUGUGUUGGCAAUGGAGGCCUUCUCAUUUGGCUCCCUCUUAGCACUUGAGAGACUGUCUGCCCCAUUGGGGUCCUUGGCCUGACCCAUCUCUGGGGAAGAGGUCUCACCCGGGCCACUUGUUACCCAUAACAUGGAUUUCAAUAAAAACACCUCAACGGCAGGCCCUGGUUUAGGAGAGGUGCACCCUGUCCUAUGCCAAACUGUCCCCCCCC
This is a messenger RNA of Talpa occidentalis (Iberian mole), 984 nucleotides long. It is a transcript of the gene SRA1, whose product is annotated as steroid receptor RNA activator 1. NCBI's taxonomy places the organism in Eukaryota, Metazoa, Chordata, Mammalia, Eulipotyphla, Talpidae. The coding region runs from base 59 to 733 and encodes 224 amino acids. The record is from RefSeq and is a predicted model, not a curated record. Gene Ontology annotation, cellular component: nucleus. The transcript has 5 exons. Gene Ontology annotation, biological process: regulation of transcription by RNA polymerase II.